This is a messenger RNA of Morchella sextelata, 1128 nucleotides long. RefSeq lists its product as uncharacterized. NCBI's taxonomy places the organism in Eukaryota, Fungi, Ascomycota, Pezizomycetes, Pezizales, Morchellaceae. The record is from RefSeq and is a predicted model, not a curated record. Gene Ontology annotation, molecular function: nucleic acid binding. The annotation marks the transcript as partial. The transcript has a single exon.
ACAUCCGAAGCCCAGACCGCCUUCAACGCCCUGAAAGAAGCCUUUACCACGGCGCCCAUUCUUACUCAUUUCGACCCGGAGAAGGAAAUUACUGUGGAAACCGACGCCUCCGACUAUGUCUCCGCCGGUGUACUCUCCCAAUACGAUGACAAUGGUAUCCUCCGACCUGUUGCAUACUUCUCGAAAAAACACUCCUCCGCCGAAUGCAACUACGAGAUUUACGACAAGGAAUUACUGGCAAUCAUUCGGUCUUUUGAGGAGUGGCGACCGGAACUUGAAGGGGCUGCACACCCAAUCUCCGUCAUAUCCGAUCAUAAGACUCUCGAAUACUUUAUGAGUACCAAACAACUCAACCGAAGACAAGCACGGUGGGCAGAAUACCUGUCACGGUUUAAUUUUGUUAUCAAAUACCGACCAGGGAAACAAGGAGGGAAACCGGACGCGUUGACAAGAAGAUCAGGAGAUCUCCCUGGAGAGGGGGAUGAAAGACAAUUGUAUCAGAGUCAAGUUGUGUUGAAGAAGGAGAAUCUCGAUGCAAAGCUAAGUUUGUUGGCGGGUUCUUUCUCAAAUGAGCCCGCUGAAAAGAACGCCUCACUGCAGGAGUUAUUCGAUGAAGGAUAUAUCGCUGACCCGUUUCCCCAAAAGAUAAUGGAUAUGCGGAAUAAAGGCGAUCAACAAUCAAAGGACAUAUCACUCGCCGAAUGCACCGAGGUUGAAGGCCGAUUGCUUUACCGAGGCAGCAUAUAUGUCCCUGAUUACGACCCUCUUAAACUCCGAAUCCUCCAACUUUACCAUGACGCUGCCUCUGCCGGACACCCGGGACGCGAAAAAACAUUCGAACUCGUUAGUCGGGACUACUACUGGCCCCUCAUGCGAAAUUAUAUUGCCCGCUACGUUCGGAACUACCACACGUGCCAACGAAGCAAACCCAACACCCAUGGAAAACUCGGCGUACUUCGACCUUUACCGAUUCCCGAACAACCAUGGCAGGAAGUAUCGAUGGACUUCGUUACUGGCCUACCGGAAAGUGAAGGGUACGAUGCAAUUAUGGUAGUGGUUGACCGGCUAACAAAGAUGGGACAUCUCCUGCCCUGCAAUACUACAGUCAACUCCGAAGACGUCGCCUGA